AUGUUGACUACCUUCCCUUAUCGAUCUGUAUCAUCUCUAUUAAUUCGUCGUACGGUGCAAUAUCCAUUAUGGAAUCGUGCAAAUGUUCGUGCAACUUAUUCAAAUGAAUUUACAAAAAAUGAACUCCUACGACGAUAUAAUACUGAACAUUCAUCAACUUAUUUCGAUCAAUUUCGUUAUAUUCGUCAUUUAAAAGAUGCACCUACAGUUCCAUUAUCCUUUGGUUUACUCGGUCUUGUUCCAUUUGCUGCUAUUCCCUUAUAUAUGUGUUCGACAGGAAUAUAUUUACCAGAUUUAGCAUUUACUCAAUUAGCUUAUUCAGCUUCAAUUAUUUCAUAUGUAGGUGGUAUCCGUUGGGGAACAUUACUUGAAGAAUCAAAUGAUUGGAAGAAAUAUACAUAUUCAAUUCUUCCAUCAGUUGCUGCUUGGUUAGCAUUACUUAUACCCGGUCGAUGGUCAAUUGUUUGGGCAUUAGCAUCAUUUCAAGGUUUUCUUUAUUAUGAUGUAACUAAACCAGGUUAUCCUUUAUGGUUCAAAGGAUUACGAGUACUUUUAACAACUGCUUCAUGUUUAACAUUAUUUGCUACACUUAUACUUAGUUUUGUAUUACCAAAAAAA
Rotaria sordida is the source of this 618-nucleotide messenger RNA. The record is from the annotation of a GenBank genome assembly. Lineage: Eukaryota; Metazoa; Rotifera; Eurotatoria; Philodinida; Philodinidae.